UUUGAAAGACUAUUCCAACUAAAUUGAUAUAGCAGUGAGCAUUCAAUUUAAAAUUAACGAUCAAAAUGCAAUAUUAUAAUAAUUUGAAAGAGCUUAGUAGAGGAACGUUCGGGACGAUUCAUUUGUGUGAAACGUUGCACGAUAAGCAAAAAUUAGUAAUAAAACAAAUUCACUUGGAUUCGAAAGAAAACAAGUUAGAUACUGCUAAUAAUGAAGUAAAAAUUUUGAAAUCGUUAAACCAUCCUAAUAUCAUCAAAUUCUACGAUAAUUAUCACCACAAUGGAAUAUUUUAUAUUGUUAUGGAAUACGCGACUGGAGGAACGUUACAACAACUCAUUGAAAAGAACAAAUCGAUUGGAUUUUGUCCUCAGAGUGUUAUGGAUUUCUUCUGUCAAAUAUUAAUGGGAUUGGAUCACAUUCAUGAUAAGAACAUCAUACAUAGAGAUUUGAAAACCGAAAACAUAUUUUUAACGGGUCUAAAUUGCGAUGUAAUCAAAAUAGGGGAUUUCGGAAUAUCGAAAGCUUUAUUGAACGAAAAGAAAGCCAAUACAAUAAUUGGAACAUGUAAUUAUUUAGCUCCGGAAUUGUGCAAUGGAAGUGCGUACAACUCGAAAUGCGACAUAUGGGCUUUGGGUUGCAUCCUAUACGAAUUGUGCGCAAUGGAAAAAAUGUUUACAGGACCAGUGGCAAAUGUGGUUUCAUCAAUAAUACGAGGGCGCAUAAAGCAAAUCGAUACUAAAACUUACGGGGUUCAAAUGCGGAACUUUAUUCACAAAAUGUUGGAAUUAAAACCGGAAAAUAGACCAACGACAAAGGAUUUGAUAGCCGAUUCCGAUAUUUCGCCUACUUUGUAUUCGCUGGGAGUGACUUUAGGAUCUCUUUGAUCAAGAUUUUAGCUGGUUCUUUUAACUUGAAUUCAUGUUUUAAUUGUCUUAUUUUUAAUAAAGAUUAG
Phyllotreta striolata is the source of this 952-nucleotide messenger RNA. The record is from the annotation of a GenBank genome assembly. NCBI's taxonomy places the organism in Eukaryota, Metazoa, Arthropoda, Insecta, Coleoptera, Chrysomelidae.